This is a messenger RNA of Peronospora matthiolae, 651 nucleotides long. NCBI's taxonomy places the organism in Eukaryota, Oomycota, Peronosporomycetes, Peronosporales, Peronosporaceae. The record is from the annotation of a GenBank genome assembly.
AUGUACGAAGGGAUUGACAACCUGAAAUCCCUUUACGACCGUGCCGGGAAGACUUUCUCCGGCGGUCCUUCUGCGGCACAGGAUGAGCAGCGUCGUACUGCUCAACCAGACCCAGAACGUCGAUCAUCAGUUGGGAGCGGGGCUCCCAAGAAUCCCAGGACGGGGGAUAGCCGCGCCACCGGACGAGAUAACUCGUCCGACGUCCGUUCACGUCGCGGUGGUUCAACAGCUGCUCAACUAGAUAGCGCUGGCCACCGCGAGAGUCCUCUAAUGGAGGUGGAGGAGGAGGAAAGACGCUCUCCACACGAUCAUGGGGAUCGGUGUGUUCCCGAGAGCUUCUUUGAUCGCGUAACGCAAGGGUUACGCGACGAUGUCGAACAUGAGCGGAAUAGGCGUCUCCAAAUGGCGGACACUGCCUCGAAGCAUCGAGCUGAGUUUGCCUUUGCUCAGCUUGAGAACGAGAGAUCUCUGACAUCUCUUCGUGACGAGCUAAGGGUAGCUCGUGGGAUUGUUGAUCGGUCUCGGGAUGAGAUAGCUGCUCUUCAGACCCUUGUUGAUGCCCACCAUCGGGAGCACAAGGCUCUCUGUGAGAUGCUUGAGCGCAAGGGCGUUCUUCAUCGGAAGAAGCAGCGUACUGAUGGUACGGCUUAA